Guillardia theta CCMP2712 is the source of this 684-nucleotide messenger RNA. RefSeq lists its product as hypothetical. The record is from RefSeq and is a predicted model, not a curated record. NCBI's taxonomy places the organism in Eukaryota, Cryptophyceae, Pyrenomonadales, Geminigeraceae. The transcript has a single exon. The annotation marks the transcript as partial.
AUCACUGUGAUUCGUCUUUAGUCAGAGCGCGUGACAUGGCGACAGGAACGCGGAUCUUUUCAUGAACACUGUCCUCUGGGAGGGAAACAGCGCUGAGGAAUCCCUCGAACGAUUUGUGAGUCAAGAAUUGAUGUUGCUCAAAUUUCACAAACGGAUGUUCGCGAGGGACAUUCAUCUUAUAAACUCAAAGGCUUCAGACAUUAAGCCGUUUCAUAUUACAGCUAUUCCAAAAAAUCAAGGUACAAGCCCACUCGGGUUGUCCGCGAACAAGUUUUACUACACACUGGUAAAGCUUUACGGUAAUUUCCCACGAAUCUAUCAGGAAAGAAAAGGAGAUGUGCUAUAUCAGUCGGAGUCAAUACGUUCUACCUGCCUUCAAGGCAUAGUGCAGAUGGCUGUGAAACUUUUGUUUCUAGCUAAGAUCUGCGGAAGAGAAAUUGAUCGAGCAAUCGUUAGCCAUUAUUUGGAUUCGAUCGAAACUUCAGUUCGAAAUGCAGCAAAGCUGCAGUAUGAGAAUCUGCCGCAUCUUAUCACUUGUACGGAGCACUCCUCGACGGGUAGUGCUGUUCUGCUCGGUUUUGUGGAUUCCUGUUUGUUGUCUUGUCGUCAAGUGUUGAGCUGCAUUACCAAGUAUGGAGACGGCGCUAGUGCAUCGGACAACUACGUGCUGAUCUUCGAUAUCCU